Molecule: messenger RNA, 3888 nt
Organism: Chaetomium fimeti
Lineage: Eukaryota; Fungi; Ascomycota; Sordariomycetes; Sordariales; Chaetomiaceae
Exons: 8
Coding region: 1-3888 (1295 amino acids)
Molecular function (GO): ATP hydrolysis activity
Source: RefSeq, a predicted model, not a curated record
AUGGCCACCCGACCCCAUCUCCGUGUCCGCGAGGCCACGCCGGCUGAUGUUGAAGCGAUCGUGGAUGUUUACUUCGCAGCCUUUGACGAAAACAUCAUGAACCAGCUUAUGUACCCUCACGGGGUCUCCGCCGAAACGAGAAACAAGUUCGGAGCCAGGCUCCUUCCACCGCCUGCCUCUGAAGACGCUGGAAAAGACACUACGACAAAAGGGCAGACCUUGGUCUACGUUGCCGAAUACCUACCAGAGGGCACGUCCACCGAUAGCCCGGGAGAAAUAGUCGCUUUCGGAAAGUGGCUGCUUCAACGUGGACCGCGCCCUGAGGAAGAAUGGAAAAAUGAAAACUUCACUGCCACAGCCGAGGUAUGGGGCGAUGAUUGCGAUCUUGGCGUUGUGGACGGCUUUAUUGGGUUGAUGAACCGGAGCCAAAGCGAGCAUGCGAAAGGGGAAGCAGCGUUAUAUUUGGGCAUUCUUGCCUGCAGUCCCACCAAACAGCGUUCAGGGGCUGGAUCCGCGCUUGUCGAGUGGGGUGUCAACCUCGCCGACAGCCUCGGGCUCCCUUGCCGACUCGAGUCAUCCCCGGUAGGCUAUGGUCUCUACAGGAAGUUCGGCUUUGAGGAUGUUGCGGCCAUUGACGUCAAGAUCACUGAGAAGUGGGGGGGGACAAACGCAAACGGGAGUAACUGGGGGGCAAACAACGCCAUCGCGCUGGCUGGCCCACUGCCGGAUGGGGUUCAACGCACCGUCAUCAUGAGGCGGUCACCGAAAAAGGCAUCGUCUUCAUCUCCCAAGGCAGCAUUGGAUCGGUCAUAUCACCAAACGCCCGAACAGCAUCGAUUGUCCGGUUCAACAGUCGUCACAACCAGCCCGGCGAUCUCCCCGGGAAGCGGGUGCGGGCCCUCGGAGAAUAUGGAUCCUCUCAGCGCCGCGGCUAAUAUUAUUCAAAUCAUCAACGCCGCAAACAAAGUUAUCAACCUUUGCAGGCGGUUCCUGGAAGUGGUGCGGGAUGCCCCCGGCGACCUGCGCCUCAUCCUCGUCGAAGUCUCGACCUUGAGGGCCAUUCUGGACGACCUCCACUUCCUCGUCUCAUGUAACCAAGGACCAUCAACUCUAGACACCCUCACACGCGACCAUGGCCCGGUCGAGGGAUGUCGGAAAGUCGUGUCCGAGCUGGAAGACAUGCUGCCAGCUGAAUCUCUGUUCGCUACUGAUUCCAAGAGGAAGGCUGUAUUGGCUGCCAUGAGCUGGCUCUGGAAGGAAUCCAGGGCAAAGACACUGCUGGAUGAGCUCAGGGAAUAUAAGAGCACCAUUGCUCUAGCGCUUACCACCGAUUCCUCUCUGGACAUCAAAGAGACAAAGAACAACACGGAGAAGAUUUACGCUGCUCUGACCGACGCACAAGAACAAAAUGUUUUCAACUGGCUCAUUGCCACGGACCCGACCGAAAUACACGAAAGGUCCCGCGAUACAUACGAGCCGGGCACCGGAGAGUGGCUAUUUCGCUCCCCUGAGUGGCAGUCAUGGCUCGGAGAGAAAACCCGUUGUCUCUGGAUUCACGGCAUACCCGGCGCCGGAAAAACCAUCUUUGCAUCCCACUUGAUCGAAUCUGUCGGGAUGCAUUGCGGGCGCCAGGGGUCGGGGUACGCUUGCGUCUACUACUAUUGUUACUUCGGCCAUUCUCAGGACGAAACAACCCCAGUUUUGCGAUGGAUCCUGCUUGAACUGUGCCGCCAGCUUGGCCGUGUACCCCUUGCUGUACACGAGUUAUACCGACGGGGUGGCAACCCAAGCCCUAGAAACUUACUCGCUACCCUGGAACAGGUCAUUCAGGCUUUUGACCGCGUUCAUGUCAUCAUUGAUGCGGUGGAUGAGAGUCUUCAGCGAGAGAAUCUACUCCGAGUCUUGCGGGAUCUGGCCGUCGAUGGACGAUUCGAGAAGCUCCGGCUGCUAGCAACCAGCCGUGAGUACUUGGACAUCGAGGAAGUCAUGGUGGAUAUUGCGACGCCAGUAUCGAUGCGGAACCCCUUCGUUCACGACGACAUUGUCUUGUACAUCAAGUCAAGACUUGACACUCACCCUCGGCUAAAACGUUGGCCGGAGAUGCUUCGAAAGGAGGUUCUUAGAGCGUUAUGCAGGGGAGCAAACGGCAUGUUCCGAUGGGUUGUGUGCCAAAUUGAUGCACUGCAACGUCUAAAACCUGAUAUCAAAAUCGUUCAGGCAGCGUUAGCCAACCUACCCAAAACUCUGGACGAAACAUACGAGCGCGUCUUCUCACGCAUCCCUGAAGAUGCCCGUUUAUUCAUCAAACACGUCCUGCAUUGGUUGAGCACCCAUCGACUCAUUCACCAAGCCAUUCCCGGAGCGGAACCCAUAGCCACUUGUGACCUUUCUAAGAUCCAGAUCCCGCACUCGGCCGACAUCCCCUGCUCGGUUUUAUUCGCGGCCGUUCAACAAAGCCUGGCUCACGAGGAAGAAUGUGACCCUCUGUUCUUGGAUGGCUACGUUCUGGACGAAGACCUACUCCGCGAGCUCUGCGGAUGCUUGGUGACAGUGGGAACAUAUACGAUAAGAACCAAUCUUACGGACAACGGGGAAAUGCCUGUUCUAUCGUUCGCCCAUUACACAGUUCUCGAGUUUCUCGAGUCUCGUCGAAUACGCUCCAGUCCCGCUGCGCUCUUCGCACUUGACCGAGACCGUGUGCUUGCCGAACAUGCCACGGUACUGCUUCUUGGGGCAACUUCAAGCGUGGACCAAUGGGGCUUGGAAAUGCCCGACAAACCUGGGACAGAUGUCUAUGGCGAUUUCGACCGUUAUUGCGCCCAGUCGUCGGCGAUCUUGUUGCAUUGGCACACCGCUCUGCUCGCUUCAUCGGGGACGACAUCAUGGGUAUCAGCCGCCGUUCAACUGCUCCAGGCUCGUGCGCCGUAUCUUGGAGGCCUUUUCUGGUACCCUCUAGAAUGCUUCCUCCGCUCGCCGCCUCCUGAGCCCCAUAUUGAGCCCCUUGUUCGAAUGCUUCAGGUUGACGAGCGGGCUAAUCUGGCUCGAGCGUUGUUGACGAACCUGGGCCGGACGGCCGAAGACCUCGCGUCCCAAGUCGACCUCGAGUUUCAACCGGGCGCCUUCUUUUCUGGAACCGACGUCUACUACAGAAGUAGGUAUCCCCGUGACUUUCUUGGUACCUUCCAUUUCCGCGGCUCUGUGCUGGAAUUCUUUGCCCAUUUACCCUGCUGUGGAUGGUCACAACCAUGGCAGGGUCUUUACGAAAUGCUCGAUUUCGCCGCCGGGCAUUUUGACCCGUCAAGGAUUCUGCUGUUUGUUGUCGCAAACCACCAGCAUGAUGUGGUUUGUGUUGGUCUGAAAACCGCGUGUUGGGGUUGCCUCAUUUUGAAGAAAUUGCUACAGCUUGGGGCACGGUCAACCAUCCCCGGAUACGCUGUUGGGUCAUUACAGGUCGCAGCCGCACUGUUAGAUUCCGAUAGUGUGAGGAUCAUGCUUGAGGCAGGCCUCGACCCCAACGAUAUUGGGGAUUUGGGGGGCGAAAUCGGUACACCGGACAAGGGGCCGAUGCUCGGAGUGUUCAACAGCGUCAAAGGGCAAAGUGCUUUGCAUAUUGUGCAGGCGAGGCGUACUCGUGCCGUGUACUAUGUUACGAGGAGCGUUUGGUAUAUGGAGGACCGCCCCUCCGAACCUGGGCCGAUCGAGGACCUCCUGAUUCAAUACGGCGCAAGGAAUUUCAACGCAUUGUCGGAUCCGGAUUCCUACCUUGUCGCUGAGAUGGAAACGGUUCAGAUCAGCAUUUCGGAGACUGGAGGCUAUGGAGAAGAUGGAGCUCAUACGAUGCAGCAACAAGGGACGGAUGGCGGGCUCGUUCUGGUGGCAGGUGGAUAA